This is a messenger RNA of Oncorhynchus masou masou (cherry salmon), 3763 nucleotides long. RefSeq names its product clavesin-1-like. Gene Ontology annotation, molecular function: phosphatidylinositol bisphosphate binding. Lineage: Eukaryota; Metazoa; Chordata; Actinopteri; Salmoniformes; Salmonidae. Gene Ontology annotation, cellular component: trans-Golgi network; endosome; clathrin-coated vesicle. Gene Ontology annotation, biological process: lysosome organization. Bases 735 to 1766 code for a protein of 343 amino acids. The transcript is spliced from 7 exons. The record is from RefSeq and is a predicted model, not a curated record.
AACGGAACUGAUGGAGACUACGUACAUGUUUUAUUGGAGACUUGAAAAGACCAAUUGGAUGAGAAUAGCCUAUGGUUUACGUCGUGAAAAUGGUAUGAUACUUUGCGGCACACGGAAUUGAGCACCGCGGGUGAUUCCCCACCUCUGUGAGUCUCAAACACUAUAUCUUCUCAGUUUGUCUCGUAUUCGUCCUCCAGGCAGAGUGCGUACAACCCUCAUCGAAGCAGACACAGCCGCGCAUGGCCGCCAAUCUGUUCCGUUUAUGGGGCACAGCAUCCUUUCAGGCAGCCUACACCGUAUAAUACAUUCAGACAACGCAGUCCUUUAGGCUACAGGAUUUCAAUUUUUUUUUUACUUGAUAGCCUUUCAAGGAAAUAUUAUAUUUUUCUUUAUUUACGUUUUCCUUGCCAACUGGAUAAAAAUAGGCUACAUAUUAUUUAUUGAAACUCCUUUAUGGCCAGUAUUUAUAAAUAUCAAUGGAAUGAUACGUCUGCUGUGCAGUCCUGCGCUUCAUCGGAUACCUGGCUGGUUUUACAGGGCGUGGUGUUCAUGCUAAACACUACAGGUGACACAGCUCAGGAGGUGGUGUACUGGAGAGACGCGUGUGCCGGUGAGACACCACCAAAAAUGUACAGAACAGAAAUCAAGACUGUUUACUAAGGAGAUCUCUACAAUAAUAUUUAGCCAAAACCCAGAUAUAGAGAGAGUGUGAACUUGACUAAAGCCAAAAAAACAUGACUCACUUGCAAGCGGGCCUGACCUCCGAGACCACAGAGAAAGCUCGCCAGGAGCUCAACGAGAACCCUGACACCCUCCAUGCGGACAUCCAGCAGGUGCGCGACAUGAUCGUGACACGGCCCGACAUCGGCUUCCUGCGCACGGACGACGACUUCAUCCUGAGGUUUCUGCGGGCGCGCAAGUUCAACCAGGCAGAGACCUUCCGGCUCCUGGCCCAGUAUUUUCAAUUCCGCCAGCAGAACCUGGACAUGUUCCAGAGCUUCAAGGUGGACGACCCGGGGAUCAAGAGGGCUCUGAUGGACGGCUUCCCAGGUGUCCUGGAGACACCGGAUCAGCAUGGCCGGAAGAUACUCAUCCUAUUUGCUUCCAACUGGGACCAGGGAAGGAGCUCUUUCACAGACAUCCUCCGAGCCAUCCUUCUCUCCCUGGAGGUUCUCAUAGAGAACCAAGAACUCCAGAUCAACGGCUUCAUCUUGAUCAUCGACUGGAGUAACUUCUCCUUCAAGCAGGCAUCCAAGCUCACGCCCAAUAUUCUCAAACUGGCAAUCGAAGGCCUGCAGGACAGCUUCCCUGCUCGCUUCGGUGGGAUCCAUUUUGUGAACCAGCCCUGGUAUAUCCACGCCAUGUACACCAUCAUCAAGCCUUUCCUCAAGGACAAGACUAGGAAAAGGAUUUUCCUCCACGGGAACAACCUCAACAGUUUACACCAGCUUAUCCUACCCGAUUGUCUGCCAUCCGAGUUUGGUGGCACGUUGCCGCCCUAUGACAUGGGCAUCUGGGCACGGACCCUCUUAGGGCCCAACUACAACGACGAGACGGAGUACACACUCACCUACGACGCCCUCCAUGUCAAAGGGAGCUAUGGUGGCGGAGAUAAGGAAUGUGCCAACAAACUUCUGAAAAGUGACAUCAAUAAGGGAUCAAAGCUUUCACCUGGAUUUUCCUGGUCCGAGUCAGCCGUGGAGCCGGGUACCCUACGGCAAGCUGACAGGGACAACACGGCACAGCCACUCCUGGCUCUGGACUGAUCUCUCCGAUCCGUCCACAUUGUAUCCAAAGCACUCUAAUUUGGAUUCCAACCCCACUGACUCCAAAAUCCUAAACUGAACUUUGAGAAAGUCAAAAACGCAGAGGCACGGACCCAAAAUGGAGACUAAACCCUUUUUCACAUGGAGCUACUGUACUGAAAACCUCUCAUCUCUUGACUGUGAGCCAGUGCCAGUUUCAAAAGCUGUGCCAUCCACUUUCACUGGCAAAACUAUAGGUCACCAGCCAUCCAAAUCAAUGCCGAUAGGAGUAGAAUGAUUAAACUAAUGUUUGUUUUAACAGUACCACUAGGAAAGACUGACUGGCCGAGUUAAAUGUCCAAAAGCCUCGCAAACAGAAUGCCAAACUACUGUAUCUUACUGUUUUAGGGGCUGUCAUUUCUAUGAAAGUCAAUAUAUUUCAAGAUUGUAUAUUUAUCAGGGCUACUGCACUAUCAGUGUGACCUCCAUCGAACCAAAAUGUAUUUAAGUCAACUUUAAAAGAAUGUAUAGGAAAUGUAUUUUAAGUUAUGUGUUGUGUUCAUUACGUGUGUGUGUGUUCAGGUUUUGUCAUCGAAAAUCACACAGCGGAGUAUAAUUUCAAAUGAGAUGAAUCACAUUAUUGUUACACUAUAUAAAUGAAGCUACCUAUGUAAAUAAACACAACUUUCUGUUUAUGUUUAGAUCACUUGACACCAUUUUGACCUCAUUUUUCAUUUACUGAAAAGAAGCUAUUUAGUUUACAAUUAUUCAGUGCAACUAAUUACAACAUACAAAAUAGAAUUGAAAGAUGCAUUACUUACUUGGCAGGCCAAGUUACAACAGAUGGAACAGUUCAGUGAUUUCAACACUACAAAAAGUGAUAGAUUCAUAACAGAGUACCACAAAAGGUGAAAUAAUUCUCAAACGAUGUGGCUUUUGUGAACGUGCUUGAUUUACUACAGCAUUGUAACUAAGAAACUAUUUUGGAGUCAGGAGGAUAACUUGAAUGUGUUAUCACAGCCUAAACAGAACCCCAAGACACCCAUGUCCAUGACAGACAGCCACACUUGGGUGAAAAGUUCAUCCUUUUUUGGGCAGACAGGAUGACAUCCAAUAGUCCUGACGAAUGAUUCCGACCCAUGGCAUUAUGAUAUGUUUACAUACUCCUCUGAAGUAGGAAACGUGGGGUACAUUGAUGUUACCCCAGUUUCCUGUAUUUCCUACCCGUAAGAUCAGUAUGAGCGGUUUUGGACAUCUGAAACAGGUAGCUAUGAUGAGUCAGCGGGCUUGCCAGGAAUUUCUUAGUCCUGAGUUUCUGAAUAUUCUGAUAGCACAUGAACUCAGCAGAAUCCCACUGGACUGAUUUGGACAUGAUUUCAUUGCUGCGAUGAAGCGGAUUACCAACGCACAUAGAGAGUGAUUAAAUAACAACAUCUAGAAGAAUAUGCUUCGGCAUUUCUUUUUCCUUUUGAAAAUCAACAUUGGUCAAGCAAAGACCCCUUCUAGUCAGCUUUGCUAUACCUGGAAUGCAGCAGACCUGGGUGAAAUGCUUUCUAAUACUCAAGAAUAGCCUAUGUAGUGCACUUUAUUUAUCUCAGAUUCUCCUCUUAGGGACUAUUCCAUUGUACAAGGCAAACUAAAUUAAGCGCAUUUGAAGUAUUGGGAAGUAUUUGACAUUGGUUUUUGACCCAGGUUUGGAAUGCAGUGUGACAAGACUGGUGUACAUUCAACAUGCUCCUGCCUAACCUUUACACAGGGAAAUUAGCAUUUUAUAAAACAUUCAAAUGUUAUGCAUGUACAAAAUAUAUGCCUUCAGUCAAAAUGUUCAUAUUUGAUACAUUUAAGAAUGUAAAUUCACAAGUUUGGCAGGACUUUAAAUUACAGAGACAAGCCUGUUGAGUAUAAUGGGCUGUGUGUGCUCCCAGGUCAAGGCACAGUUGAAAAUAUGUCAGCGUACAAAAAUGUGUUUUUUUUUUUACAAUAUUAAUUCUGCAAUAAAAACAUUCUUGGCAUUGUGA